AUACAUAUAGUCGUAUUUUAAAUAUAUUUUUUUCAAGGAAAUCAGAUGACUUUGCAGGUUGUUUUAAAAAAUGAAAAGGAAAAGGAAAAAGUGCACAUUGAAUUGGGCCUCCCCGAAAGCUUCAUUUCGGCCCGGCCCGUUGCGUGGGCCAACAAGGCCGAGACGAGACGACGCGACCCUCGUCUCCGCGAUUUCCUCCACCCACUUUCCACUUCUUCCACCGGAAGCAACGGCGGCAGCCAACCACUCGUUGAUCUCGAUCUCUCCCGCCGCCGCCGCCGCCAUGGGCCGGGGACGCAACCGGAAGCCCCGCAACUUCGCCACGUUCCGCCUCUGCCCUCGCCCCGGCGCCGCCGACGCCUCCGACCGCGUCUUCGUACGCGUCGACGACAACCCCUACUCCGUCCCGGGCUUCGCCGACGACGACGGCGCCGCGGGGGAGGUCGAUGACGAAGCGCCUUCUUCUUCUGAGACCGGGCCCCUCCCCGAGCACGUCCGCCGCGAGAUCCUGGAGCUCGGCCUCCCCGACGACGGCUACGACUACCUCCCCCACCUCCGGGAGCUCCGCCCCUCCCUCUCCUCCUCCGGCGGCGGCGCCUCCGCCGCCUUCCUCCCCAGCCGCCGCCGCCGCCACGCCCGCGCGCACUUCGGCCCGCCCUUGGACGUCAAGGCCUACGACGCGAGUCGGGUUCGGAUCGCCUCCGACGAGGCCGCCGCGACGACCGCGGCGGUGGAGGUGACACGGGUCGAUAAUGCCAUCGACCCUGAUGUCGCCAAGCUGCUCGAGGAGGGCGAUGAGCCGGGCCCCGACCCCGACGGAUCGGAGUCGGAGCACGACGAUCUGGAGGAGGACUUCGUUCUCGUCGCGAACCAGCCCGAUGAGGAUUUCGUUCUCGUUGCAGAUAAUCCCGAGGAAGAGGAGAUUUGCAUUGCCGCCGUUGAUCAUGCAGAGGACGCCUUGAACUUGAAGGAUGGUGAGUGCAAGGGGGGGAAUUCAGCGUCUGCUUGAUGCACAGCUUGUCAUGGGCAUGCUGUGGAAGAACAGGCAGGCGUGACGAGUGACCUAAGGUAUUAGUAUAAUUAUAGCGCGAGAUGAUGAGUUCAUGAUCUCAUUUCAGUGCUCAAACGUCUCGUGGAUGUCAAUCCAUCCUUUGCUAAACUAAUCCUAGUCUUGUAACUUCGCCUUUAUGGCUUUAUGCAAUAUUCCUUUAGCAUCAUGAUGUAAUAUUUCGCAACAUUUCAAAAAUUUUAAGGUAGAAAAGAAGAAAAAGAUAUUCAGGUACUACUGAAAUCUCAUUCAUAAUGCUAAAUGUUUGCAAUGCCCUAUCAGAUUACCAUCUGAAUGCAAGGACACUACUUGCUCCAUCCAAAAGAAACUUCUACGAUGAAACUGGACACUUAGUUGUCUAAAUUAGUAAUCGGAAGUUGAAUUUUUUUUUAUUUUGGGACUGAGUGAGUAUCCAACAUGAAUUGUCUCCAUACAUAGGCCGUGCUUGUGUGUGUGACCUGUGUUCAGUGCCAGUCCUGUUGCUGGGUUCAUGAGAGAUUUGAGGGGGAUGCAGUAUUGGAGCAGUGACACUCUACACUUAUGAUUAGUACGUUGUCCUUGGGUGUUUCAGCUUUCAGGUAAGGUUCUCAUUCAGUCGGCUUUCGCGGUUGCUUUCAAUCGUUAUUGAGCUACAAUGAUUCGGUGAAGAUGAUGGUGCUCCUACAAACAAUGACGAUGAUAUCUAUAAUAAUGUCCUCAUCAUUUGAUGUGGACUGCACUGUACCUGAAUAUGGUGAUAAUGUGAUA
Oryza brachyantha (malo sina) is the source of this 1795-nucleotide messenger RNA. RefSeq lists its product as uncharacterized. Gene Ontology annotation, biological process: ribosomal small subunit export from nucleus; ribosomal small subunit biogenesis. The record is from RefSeq and is a predicted model, not a curated record. The transcript is spliced from 3 exons. Bases 71 to 1009 code for a protein of 312 amino acids. Gene Ontology annotation, cellular component: nucleus; preribosome, small subunit precursor; cytosol. Lineage: Eukaryota; Viridiplantae; Streptophyta; Magnoliopsida; Poales; Poaceae.